ACUGUCACCAUCAGCAGGAUUUCAGAAUAGAAAGCGAAAAACAACUAAACACUGCAAAAGUUGCUGGAAUUUUAGUGGUGACUUGACUUGAUUUUAAAUUGGGACUUAAUUAAAACUUUAAAUUUAAGACUUCAGACUUACUUAUGACUCCCACCUCUGCUAUCAGCUAAUAUUUUGGUCACAAUAGUUUUGUUUUUUUAACCUUCUUUUCACAUAGUUUCUCUUUUGAAGUAAAUAAUUAUUUGUGUUAAAAUGUAAAAUUUAUGACAGAAUGUGACAAAAUCACUUUAAAACAUUAAGUAAUAAAAAAGUCAACCAGAAGAGAAUGUAUUCUUGAAAGUGAACCGAUGAGAUCACUGUUUGCCCUUAUAAAGGCACGUAAACAUGGUUUUGGAUCCGACCAUGCUGUGUUAUCACAAACGGGGAGGUGGCAAAUAGGCCAGCAAUUCAAAGUCGUGCUUUUGUCUUUGAGGAGCGUUAGUACACCAGCAUAACAUCAAAGUUGUCACAGUAACGCGUCCUCUUGCAGUGUAGCGAUUAUUGGCUUCCCCCCAAAGUCGCUAGUUCAAUGACAUCGCCGAAUUUGAAGAAUUGUUCACUUGUCAUGGGCACUUUCGGAGAGGUGAAGAACGUCGUGGAACAGGCUGAAAAAGACAUGCUGCUGUUGGUGCUGGGAGGCCUCCUGGUGCUCUUCUGCACCGUGGAUGUGUGGUACUUCCUGCGGGGGGCGCAAGUGUUUAUCCAAACCCUGCUCCAGCCUAAGAUACGGGACGUGCUGGCGGAGCAACGGGUGGACGGCGUGGUUCUCCCCCACGACGUGGACUACAAGGGUCACAUGAACAACUCCCGCUACCUACGAGAGUGUGAUUUUGCCCGCUUCCACCACUACAUGCGCAACGGGCUCUUCAUGGCCUUGUGCAGGAUGGGGGCCAAGAUGGUGGUGGGGGCCUCCACCAUCCGCUACCGGCGCUCCUUGGCAUUCGGAGAGGCGUUCGAGAUUCGCACCAGGGUGCUGGGUUGGGACGACAAGGCCUUCUACUUGGAGCAGCGCUUCUUGUCCAAGAAGGACGGCUUCGUGUCGGCCGUAUUGCUCUGCAGGCAGAAUGUGGUGCACAGCAGCCCUGAAAAGAUUGUCGAGUUUGUCUGCAAAAAGAAGAUCGAAUGUCCUCAGCUGGGCGAGGACCUGAAGCACUGGAUCAAUUUCAUUUCAGCCAACAGCCAAGCCCUGAGGGCCGAGAGCGGACUGGAGCAGAAGAAGGACGAAUGAAGGCGCGCACGCAUGUGGUUGGCAGUACAAUCACAAAGACCGUAGUAGAGGGCAGUCACCGGGGCCCGAUGAUAUUCCGCUGGCCUCGUUUCUGCCGUGUAUUAAUUUAUUUUUACGUAUAUGAUGUUACUAAGGGGAUAUGAUGGUGAAACCGAGUGAUAAGUUCACACAGCAACUUGAUCUCCCACAGAGAUCCGUGCAUGGUUGAAACAGGAGAAUGUUUGUGUGACUGAUUAGUUAGUUGUACAAUACUUGAUACAAAAGAAGAAGAGAGGAAAUAAACCACACAAAAAGCAACUUUCAUGUGUUACCAUAAAGGGAUCAUCUGCUUUAUUUGAAGGCUGACUUGAACGUACAACGGGAGUUGUAGUUAAAGCCGUUAACGUAAUGUUGCAGGCAACUUUGGAAGACAAUACAUAAAGAAUAUGAAUGAUUUUUAAACCUUGCACUUCAUCUUCUGACCAAAAUAAUGUUUGUAUUUUAAUUAUCAAUGUUGAGAUGUAUGUACGAAUGUUAUUUGUUUUUUAAUGCACUGAUUCAGUCGUGGUGGGGAGAGUUGCAUUGCUGUUAGGUUCCUCUUAAGUUAUUUAUGGAAUAGUUGUAUUUAAAAUGGCAUUCUCAAAUAAAAAUGCACUCCCGCCCUUGAGUGGCUCUUCA
This is a messenger RNA of Phyllopteryx taeniolatus (common seadragon), 1924 nucleotides long. RefSeq names its product protein THEM6. The transcript is spliced from 3 exons. The record is from RefSeq and is a predicted model, not a curated record. The coding region runs from base 569 to 1267 and encodes 232 amino acids. Lineage: Eukaryota; Metazoa; Chordata; Actinopteri; Syngnathiformes; Syngnathidae.